This is a messenger RNA of Penicillium waksmanii, 1275 nucleotides long. RefSeq lists its product as uncharacterized. Gene Ontology annotation, cellular component: cytoplasm. The transcript has 2 exons. The coding region runs from base 1 to 1275 and encodes 424 amino acids. NCBI's taxonomy places the organism in Eukaryota, Fungi, Ascomycota, Eurotiomycetes, Eurotiales, Aspergillaceae. The record is from RefSeq and is a predicted model, not a curated record. Gene Ontology annotation, biological process: protein refolding. Gene Ontology annotation, molecular function: Hsp70 protein binding.
AUGUAUCUCCAACGACUCCUUCUGGCCAUUGCGGUCGCCUUAUUCGCCGUCGUUGUCCUCGCCACCGAAGAUUACUACAAGACCCUCGGAAUCGACAAAACCGCUUCCGACAAAGAUGUAAAGCGCGCAUACCGCACGCUCAGCAAGAAAUUCCAUCCUGACAAGAAUCCCAAUGACGAAAACGCGCGCGAGAAGUUCGUCGAAAUCGCCGACGCCUACGACGUCCUCUCCACCAGCUCCCUACGAAAGAUCUACGACCAAUACGGACACGACGGAGUCGAGCAGCACCGGAAGGGCGGCUCGGCGGGUGGUGGGCGCGGCAAUGACCCAUUCGAUCUAUUCUCACGAUUUUUCGGAGGAGGGGGCCAUUUCGGACACGCGCCUGGUGCGCGACGGGGACCUGAUAUGGAAGUUCGAGCCGCGCUGCCACUACGGGACUUCUACAAUGGGCGGGAAAUUAAUUUCCUGGUGGAGAAGCAGCAGAUCUGCGAUUCUUGUGAAGGGACAGGAUCUAAGGACCGGGAAGUUGUUACUUGUGACCGGUGCUCGGGACGGGGUAUGGUGAUUCAGAAACAUAUGCUUGCGCCCGGCAUGUUUCAGCAGGUUCAAAUGGCCUGUGAUAAAUGUGGAGGGCAAGGAAAGCAGGUCAAGAACCCUUGUCCUGUUUGUGCUGGGCAGAGGGUUGUUAAGAAGGGGGUUGAGACUUCUGCUUCGAUUGAGCCUGGCAUGGGUAAGGGGACUCGGCUUGUUUUUGAGAACGAGGCUGAUGAGUCGCCCGAUUGGGUUGCGGGUGAUUUGAUUGUUGUUUUGGACGAGCAGGAGCCUGAGCUUGGUGCGAGCGAGGAAGAGAGGACGGAUGGGACUUUCUUCCGGAGGAAGGGGAAGGAUUUGUUCUGGAAGGAGAUGCUGUCGUUGAGGGAGGCUUGGAUGGGAGAGUGGACUCGAAAUGUUACACAUCUUGAUGGUCAUGCUGUUGCGUUGAGUCGGAAGCGUGGGGAGGUUGUACAGCCCUUUUCGGUGGAGACGAUUGUUGGUGAGGGCAUGCCGUUUUACUCGGAGGGUCAUUUGCACGAUCAUCACGAGGAGGGCGAGGAUGAACCGGGCAAUCUUUACAUUGAGUAUGUGGUUGUUCUGCCGGAUCAGAUGGAGAGUGGCAUGGAGAAGGAUUUCUUUGCUUUGUGGGAGAAGUGGCGCAAGAAGAUUGGGGUUGAUUUGGGAGUUGAUAGUGGUCGACCAGUUUCUUUGCCAGCGGACGAGCACAAGGAUGAGCUGUAG